AUGAAGCUCUCCGUCCUAUCGAUACUUGCCCUGCCACUCCUGGCCCUCGCCGAGAUACCACCGCCAAAAGCCCCAGUGACACUAAACAUCACUGCUCUCACGGCAGAGAAGGGCCAGUCGACACUGGAAUGCUGGUCCCUCGAGCGUACCUUUGAUGUUUCUGACGAGCCAGGCACAAAGGGAGCAGCGAUUCUCCCUCUAGACGGACUCAUGGGAGAUGCAAAGUACAGUGUCCUACCACCGAAGUUCGAUGGCGGGUUGCAUAAUGCGCCCACUGUUCAGUGGGUUGUCUUCGUCUCUGGCCUGGCGCAUAUCACUCUUCCUAACAGGACGGAAGAAGCGUGGGUACGGGGAGGAGUGAACGGAGCUAUCAUAGCAGCUGAUACGGCGGAUGUUAGUGAAAAGGGCCAUUCCACUGUAUACCCAAGCAAUGUGCAGACGGUUUCCUGGCAGAUUCCUCUCCGGGAUGGGGUUCUUCCGAAGCAUCGUGUGCUGCAUCGGGGAGCGUGCAAGCAGGAUGAAGGGUGGAAUUGA
Messenger RNA from Microsporum canis CBS 113480, 534 nucleotides. RefSeq lists its product as hypothetical. The record is from RefSeq and is a predicted model, not a curated record. Lineage: Eukaryota; Fungi; Ascomycota; Eurotiomycetes; Onygenales; Arthrodermataceae. Bases 1 to 534 code for a protein of 177 amino acids. The transcript has 2 exons.